CACGAGCCUCGCGCCCAGCCUGAGCUCAAGUGCGCCGAGAGGCGGCAAAAGUGGCGGGAACCGGCUCUCUGCCCCGCCCACUAGCUACGGAUGGGGGCGUGGUCCGGACCAGCCCCGCCCACAGCAAGCGCGGCCUCAGCAACCAGCGCAACACAACGAAAUGGCCGCCGUGCCGCAGUUCUCUUGAGGGGAAGCAACCGCGCGUCUCCGCGUCGUCUCGUCAGCGAGGCUGUUCUGCUCGGCUCUGAGGCGGUUUUGAUGGCCACCUGGGUUUAUUCUUGCAAUGAAGAAAGGCUCUGAACAAAAAAAGUUCUUCAAAGCAAAGAUGCCACUGUCAUCUCACUUUUCUGGUCCAUCCUCUCUAACAUCCAAUAUGAGAUCAAGGUCACUUUCACCUUUAAUUGGAUCUGAGACUCUGCCUUUUCAUUCUGGUGGACAGUGGCCUGUGCGAGUUGAGCUUACAGAUGAGAACAGUGUGCAUUUGGAAUCCCAAGACCAUAAAGGAGAUGAUCUGUAUGUAGGAGUUCGAUAUAUUACAGAGGCCCUCAUUAAAAAACUCACUAAACAGGACAAUUUGGCCUUGGUAAAAUCUCUGAACCUUUCACUUUCUAAAGAUGGUGGCAAGAAAUUUAGGUACAUCGAAAAUUUGGAAAAAUGUGUUAAACUUGAAGUAUUGAAUCUCAGCUAUAAUCUGAUAGCGAAGAUUGAGAAGGUAGACAAGCUGUUAAAAUUACGUGAACUCAACUUAUCAUAUAACAGAAUCAGCAAAAUUGAAGGAAUAGAAAAUAUGUGUAAUCUGCAAAAGCUAAACCUUGCAGGAAAUGAAAUUGAACAUAUUCCAAUAUGGUUAGGGAAGAAGUUGAAAUCUUUGCGAGUUCUCAAUCUGAAAGGCAAUAAGAUAUCAUCGCUCCAGGAUGUCAGCAAAUUGAAACCACUUCAAGACUUGACUUCUCUGAUCCUUGUUGAAAAUCCAGUUGUGACCCUUCCUCAUUACUGCCAGUUUACCAUUUUCCACCUCCGUUCUCUGGAAAGUUUGGAAGGUCAGCCAGUAACCACUCAGGAUAGACAGGAGGCUUUUGAGAGAUUCAGUUUAGAAGAGGUAGAAAGAUUGGAAAGAGACCUGGAAAAGAAGAUGGUGGAAACAGAGGAGCUUAAGAACAAACAAACCAAAUUUCUUGAGGAAAUUAAAAAUCAAGAUAAACUAAACAGAUCAUUAAAAGAGGAGGCCCUGUUACAAAAGCAGAGCUGUGAGGAGCUAGAAAGUAAGCUAAACACCAAAAAUGAAUUGCUAAAGCAGAAGACAAUGGAACUCACUCGAGCCUGUCAGAAGCAGUAUGAGCUGGAGCAGGAAUUGGCCUUUUAUAAAAUUGAUGCUAAAUUUGAACCAUUAAAUUAUUAUCCAUCAGAGUCUGAUGAAAUUGAUAAAGUCCCAGAUGAAAGCCCUUACAUUGGCAAAUCCAGAUACAAGAGAAAUAUGUUCGCCACCAAGAGUUACAUCGUCAGUGGUGCCCAAGCAGUUGAGAUCAAGAAGCUGGAGCCUAAUGAAGAACAGCCUAGCAGUGAGCAUGUGCCCUUGAGAGCCCAUGCACUGCAGGACGUACAACUGGAAGACACAGAGAAGAAAAUAAGUGCAGCGCAAAUUCGCCUGUCAGAGCUACAUGAUGAAAUAGAAGCAGCAGAACAGAAGAUUUUAAGAGCUACUGAAGAAUUUAAGCAACUGGAAGAAGCUAUACAACAAAAAAAGAUUUCAGAAGCAGAGAAAGACCUUCUUUUCAAGCAGUUGAGUGGUAGGAUACAACUUCUAAAUAAAUUACACCCGGAAGCUCUGGAUCUAGAAAUGCAGAUGGGAAAGCAAAAAAAAGAAAUUGCUGAAAAGCAGAAGGAGAUCAACAGCCUGCAAGUAGCUGUAGACAGCCUGGACUCCCAAGACCCAAAGCACUCACAUAUGAAAGCCCAGAAAAGGGGUAAGGAACAACAGCUUGACAUUAUGAACAAGCAGUACACUCAACUUGAAAGUCGUUUGGAUGAGAUACUUUCUAGAAUUGCUCAGGAGACUGAAGAGAUCAAGGAUCUUGAACAGCAGCUUACUGACGGCCAGAUAGCAGCAAAUGAGGCUCUGAAGAAGGAUUUAGAAGGUGUCAUAAGUGGACUGCAGGAGUACCUGGGGACCAUCAAAGGCCAGGCAGCUCAGGCCCAGAGUGAGUGCAGGAGGCUGCAGGAUGAGAAAGAGACAUUGCUGCAGAGGUUGACAGAUGUCCAGCAGGAGAGAGAUGAACUGGAAAUCGUUGCCAUGGACGCAGAAAACAUGCGGAAGGAGCUCGCAGAGCUAGAAAACGCCCUCCAGGAACAGCAUGAAGUGAAUGCUUCCCUGCAGCAGGCCCAAGGAGAUCUCAGUGCCUAUGAAGCUGAGCUAGAGGCUCAGCUAAAACUAAGAGAUGCUGAAGCCAACCAGCUCAAGGAAGAGUUGAAAAAACUCACAAGGCUUACUCAGUUAGAACAAUCGGCUCUUCAAACAGAACUUGAGAAGGAAAGACAAUCCCUCAAGAAUGCCCUUGGGAAAGCCCACUUCUCAGAAGAAAAGGAACAAGAGAAUAAGGAGCUCCGCACACAACUUAAACAGCUGCAGGAUGACAAUAACCUAUUAAAACAGCAGCUUAAAGAUUUCCAGAAUCACCUUAACCAUGUGGUUGAUGGUUUGAUUCAUCCAGAAGAAGUGGCAGCUCGUGUUGAUGAGCUAAGGAGAAAACUGAAAUUAGGGGCUGGGGAAAUGAGAAUCUGUAGUCCUUCAGACAUCUUAGGGAAAAGUCUUGCCGACCUACAGAAACAAUUCGGUGAAAUUCUUGCACGUUCCCAGUGGGAAAGAGACGAAGCACAAGUUAGAGAAAGGAAACUCCAUGAAGAAAUGGCUCUCCAGCAAGAGAAACUGGCGAACGGACAAGAGGAGUUCAGGGAGGCGUGUGAACGAGCCCUUGAAGCCAGAAUUAAUUUUGAUAAAAGGCAGCACGAUGCAAGAAUACAGCAACUGGAGAAUGAAAUUCACUAUUUGCAAGAAAAUCUAAAAAGUAUGGAAGAAAUACAAGGCCUUACAGACCUCCAACUUCAGGAAGCAGAUGAAGAGAAGGAAAGAAUUCUGGCUCAACUCCAGGAGUUAGAGAAAAAGAAGAAACAUGAAGAUGCCAAGUCUCAGGAGCAGGUUCUUGGUUUAGAUAAAGAACUGAAGAAUCUGAAGAAAGCUGUGGCUGCUUCUGAUAAACUAGCUGCAGCUGAGCUCACCAUUGCUAAAGACCAGCUCAAGUCCUUGCAUGGAACUGUUAGGAAGAUCAACCAAGAGCGAGCAGAGGAGUGGCAGGAGGCAGAGAAGUUCAGCAGGAAGGCCAUGCAAGCGGCCAGCGACCUGACCCGAGCUGAAGCAGAGAUCGAGCUCCUGCAGAAUCUUCUCAAGGAGAGAGAGGAGCAGUUUCGAAUUGAGGUGGACCAAGCAGAUGUAGGUACUGAAGGAGCAAAUUCCCAGGUGCUAGAAAUUGAGAAAUUGAGCAAGACAAUGGAGAAGCAAAGGGCUGAGAUCACAAGGCUUCGGAAUUUACUAGACCUCUCUGGGACGGGUAAUAAAAGAGGCUUUGAAAGUGUUUUAGAAGAAAUUGCUGAACUCCGGCGUGAAGUUUCUUUUCAGAAUGAUUACAUCAGCAACAUGGCAGAUCCUUUCAAAAGACAAGGCUUUUGGUAUUUUAUGCCACCACCACCAUCAUUAUCAAAAGUUUCUAGCCAUAGUUCCCAGGCCACCAAGGACUCUGGUGUGGGUCUGAAGUACACAGCUUCAACUCCUCUUAGAAAACCACAGCCUGGACAGCAAGAGGGGAAGGACAGAAGUAGGCCUCUACCAGCCUCAGGUUACUGGGUCUAUUCACCAAUCAGGAAUGAGCUGUAUAAAUCAUUUUCAAAUAGAGAUGCCGGCAGUGAAGGAGAUAGUCAGGAAGAAAGUGGACUGGAUGACCAAGAUGAACCUCCAUUUGUGCCUCCUCCUGGGUACAUGAUGUACACUGUGCUUCCUGAUGGUUCUCCUGUACCCCAGGGAAUGGCUCUCUAUGCACCACCACCUCCUUUGCCCAACAGCAGCCGACCUGUCACUCCUGGCACUGUGGUUUAUGGCCCACCUCCUGCUGGGGCCCCCAUUGUAUGUGGACCUCUUCCCCUCAACGUCGCUGUCCCUCUCAUCCCUGAGGGCAUGCAGCAUUGCAGUGUCCCAGAGCAUCAUAACUUAGAGAAUGAAGUUUCUAGAUUGGAAGACAAAAUUAAGCACUUGAAGUCCAAACGACAAGAAGAACAAUGGCUAAGAGCAUCCAAGCAGCAGUUGGAGAAAGAGGUGGAAGAGCUGCAGCAUAAUAUUGAUGACCUUCUGCAAGAAAAGAAAGAAUUAGAACAUGAAGUAGAAGAAUUGCACAGAACUAUCCAGAAACAUCAACAACGAAAGGACUUCAUUGAUGGAAAUAUUGAGAGUCUUAUGACUGAACUAGAAAUAGAAAAAUCUCUCAAACACCAUGAAGAUAUUGUAGAUGAAAUUGAGUGCAUAGAGAAGACCCUUCUAAAACGUCGCUCAGAGCUCAGGGAAGCUGACCGACUUCUGGCCGAGGCUGAGAGUGAGCUCUUAUGCACUAGAGAGAAGACAAAGAAUGUUGUUGAAAAGUUCACUGAUGCCAAGAAAAAUUUAUUACAAACCGAGUCAGAUGCUGAGGAGUUAGAAAAGAGAGCUCAGAAGACUGCUCUGAACCUUGUGAAAGCUGAUCAGCAACUAAGAUUGCUCCAGGCUGAUGCAAAGGAUUUGGAGCAGCACAAAAUCGAACAAGAAAAAAUCUUGAAAGAAAUAAACAAAGUUGUAGCAGCAAAAGAUGCAGAUUUCCAGUGUCUGGACAAGAAAAAGGAAAAACUGACAGAAGAGCUUCAGAGUCUGCAGAGAGACAUUGAGACAGCGAAGCACAAUGAGGAUCACCACCUGCGGGUCCUUAAAGAAUCUGAGACUCUCCUUCAGGCCAAGAGAGAGGAGCUGGAAACCUUGAAAAGCCAGGUGUCAAGUCAGCAGCAGGAGAUGGCUGUCCUGGAUAAGCAGUUAGGACAUAAAAAGGAAGAGCUGCUUCUGCUCCAGGAGAGCUUGGUCCAGGCAAAAGGGGACCUCCAGGAAGCACUGAGGCUGGGAGAGACAGAAGUAGCUGAGAAGUGCAGUCACAUCAGGGAAGUAAAAUCACUUCUGGAAGAACUGAGUUUUCAGAAAGGAGAAUUGAAUGUCCACAUUAGUGAAAAAAAAAAUCAACUUGCACUUAUAAAGCAGGAAAUUGAAAAAGAGGAAGAAAAUCUUCAGGUAGUUUUGCGGCAGAUGUCUACACAUAAAACUGAACUAAAGAAUGUUGUGGACAUACUACAACUUGAAAAUAGUGAGCUACAAGGUUUGAAGCUACAACAUGACCAAAAGGUGUCAGAGUUGGAGAAGACUCAGGUGGAAGUGCUGGAGGAGAAACUGGAGUUAGAGAAUCUGCAGCAGACAGCUCAGCAGCAAAGAAGGGAAAUCGAGUGGCAGAAGCAGCUCCUGGAAAGGGACAAGCGGGAAGCAGAGCGAGUGGCUGCUGAGGUUCAGGCACUGCAGUCGUGCAUUGAGUGUCUGAGCAAAGAGAAGGAAGACCUCCAAGAACAGUGCGACAGUUGGGAAAAGAAGUUUUCACAAACCAAAAGAGUUUUAGCAGCUACAGAAGAAAAUAACAAAAUGGAGCAAUCAAACUUAGAGAAGUUGCAGGUGAAUGUCAGGAAGCUACAGCAGGAGCUCGACCACCUGAACCAAGACAAGCUCUCACUACAUAAUGACCUGUCAGCAAUGCAGCAGCAGCUACACGAAAAACGAGAAUCCAUAAGCUCACUACAGGAGGAACUAGCCAAUGUCCAGGACCAUCUGAACCUAGGAAAGCAGGACCUGCUUCACACCACCAAGCGCCAGAAUGUACUGCUCAGUGAGCAAGCCCAGCUCCAGAAGGACAUCAGCAAAUGGAUUGAGAGGUUUGAGAGCUGUCAGAAAGAAACAGAGACAAAAGAGCAGCAACUUGAAGAGCUUCAGAAUGAGAUCAAAGAAAGCAAGCUCAAGCUAGACAAGCAAGAAACGAUGUUUCAAAAGCUCCAGAAAGAGAGAGAAAGUGAGGAACAGAAGUUAGAAGCUGAUAAUGUGACACUGAAGGAGCAACAGAAGCAACUGGAAAAACAGUUGGCAGACCAGAAAAACAAACUGGACCAGGUACUUAAAGAAGUGUCAGUGGCCGAAGAACGUGUCAGGACCCUGCAGGAAGAGGAGAGGUGCAGUGAGACCCUGGAGAAGACACUCUCCCAGGCCAAACGGCAGCUUUCCGAACGCGAGCAGCAGUUAACAGAAAAGGCAAGUGAGCUGCUGGCCCUCCAGAAAGAGGCAGACGCUAUGAGGGCAGACUUCAGCCUGCUGAGGAGCCAGUUCUUAGCAGAAAGAAAGAAGGCGGAGAAGCAGGUGGCUAGCCUGAAGGAAGCUCUUAAGACCCAGCGGAACCAGUUAGAGAAAAAUCUUCUUGAGCAAAAACAGGAGAACAGCUGCAUGCAAAAGGAAAUGGCCACAAUUGAGCUGGUAGCCCAGGACAACCACGAGCGGGCCAGGCGCCUGAUGAAGGAGCUCAGCCAGAUGCAGCGCGAGUACUUGGAGCUUAAGAAACAGAUGGCAAACCAAAAAGAUCUGGAGAGAAGACAACUGGCAAUCAGUGAUGCAAUGAGGACGCUCAAGUCUGAGGUUAAAGAUGAAAUCAGAACCAGCCUGAGGAAUCUCAACCAGUGUCUUCCAGAACUACCAGCAGAUCUCACAGCUAUUCUGGAAAGAAAUGAAAACCUAGGAGAGUUGGAAAGCUUGAAAGAAAACGUCCCAUUCCCCAUGAAUGAGGGACUUUUUGAAGAAAAAUCGAACUUUUCCCAAGUUCACAUCAUGGAUGAGCACUGGCGUGGAGAAGCACUCCGGGAGAGACUGCGACAUCGUGAAGAUCGACUCAAGGCUCAACUUCGACACUGUAUGUCCAAGCAAGCAGAAGUAUUAAUCAAAGGAAAGCGGCAGACUGAGGGCACCUUACAUAGUCUGAGGCGGCAAGUUGAUGCAUUAGGGGAAUUGGUCACCAGCACCUCUGUAGAUUCACCAUCGUCACCCAGUCUGUCUCAUCUGGAAUCUUCCCUUGUGGAGGAUUCCCAAUUUGGACAAAGUCAGAACUCCUUCCAAGUUCUGCAAGGUCCAUCAGCAUCACCAGACAGUUACCGACGCUGAUGCCACUGACAGUUUCCUGCUCACGGGAGAAAGAUUGGUCAGCCAAGAAAAGAACAAUCCUGCGUAAAUGUACGAGGAAACAGCUACUCUACUACCUCAUCAACUUCCUAACUGGAAUGUCCCUGGUUAUUACCAAGAGCCUGUGAAUCGAGAUGCUGAACUCCACUGUAGUUUAGUUUGUACCAUUAACAGUGUUUUUGUAAAUCACUUGUACACGUGGGACUAGGUGUAUACAGUUUAAACCAGGAUGUUAUGGGGUGAUUCUGUUAUUCUAGUUACAAUGAAAAAGAAUGUACUUAAAGCCCCUCUUCAUUUAUAUAAUAGCUAUUUUUGGAUUCUGCUUUCUAAAAAUCUAUUUUUAAUAUGAAAAUAAAACAUACAGUAAACUUA
Molecule: messenger RNA, 7693 nt
Organism: Nannospalax galili (Upper Galilee mountains blind mole rat)
Lineage: Eukaryota; Metazoa; Chordata; Mammalia; Rodentia; Spalacidae
Gene: Cntrl
Product: centriolin
Exons: 44
Coding region: 284-7303 (2339 amino acids)
Molecular function (GO): protein binding
Source: RefSeq, a predicted model, not a curated record